AUGAGGGAGAGAGUUGUGGUUGUGGUGUUUGAGCUGCUUGCUCGAGGAGGGAAAGAGGUGAAGGCCUACUUGUGCAAACCUAUGGGAGGUUGGUGUUGGGCACACGCACCUGGUCGAAGGUGCAGCUACUAUGUUAAGUACGUGCGAGAGCAAGCUAUAGGAAGGGCUAUUAUGCUAGGCACGCACGAGCUAGAGACAGUGGGCUGCUGGGUGCACUACUUGAA
This is a messenger RNA of Dovyalis caffra, 224 nucleotides long. Lineage: Eukaryota; Viridiplantae; Streptophyta; Magnoliopsida; Malpighiales; Salicaceae. The record is from the annotation of a GenBank genome assembly.